Molecule: messenger RNA, 1808 nt
Organism: Ziziphus jujuba (common jujube)
Lineage: Eukaryota; Viridiplantae; Streptophyta; Magnoliopsida; Rosales; Rhamnaceae
Product: beta-amyrin 28-monooxygenase
Exons: 3
Coding region: 97-1566 (489 amino acids)
Biological process (GO): sterol metabolic process
Molecular function (GO): heme binding; monooxygenase activity; oxidoreductase activity, acting on paired donors, with incorporation or reduction of molecular oxygen
Source: RefSeq, a predicted model, not a curated record
AUAAGGACAUGCCUAGCUGCUUUCACUUCAACCAUAACAAGUUACCUUCCCUUCUGUCUUCUAGCUCAGCUAGCUAGCUAGCUAUCUAGCCAGAAAAUGGACAUUUUUCUUCUUUCCUUUUCUCUAAUCCUCCCAAUAUUCUUUGCCAUCUUCAUCUUUCAUGCAUUGAAGCCAAAAUCCAAUGGGAAACCCGAAAAACUUCCUCCGGGAAGUUUCGGCUUCCCGAUCGUCGGCGAAGCCAUUUCCUUCCUGUAUCAAAACCAUGACAAAUUUAUAUCCCAUAGAAUGGAAAAGCACUCAUCAAAAAUCUUCAAAACCAAUUUACUAGGAGACCCUGUUGUUGUUCUCUGUGGAACUGCAGGGCACAAAUUCAUCGCUUCCAAUGAGCUUCAGAUUUUCCAAUCAUGGCGUCCACAAUCCAUGCAGAAACUCUUCCGCUCCUCAAUCCAACCGCCAUCCUCUUCUUCUUCUUCUUCUUCUUCUUCUUCUUCUUCAACCUCGAUAACCCGCGAAACCGAGAAGCAGAUAACUCGAGCUCCGGGUUUUAUGAGAACUGAUGCUCUGGUUCACUACGUAGGAAUAAUGGAUGGUGCAGUUCAAGAACAUUUGAAGAACCAUUGGGUUGGUAAAGAAAUAGUUAACGUCCAUCGUCAAGCACAGUUGUUGUUUUUAACUCUGGCAGGUAGAUUUUUCAUGGGACUCGAAGAUUCAGCUCGGAUCGAAAAGCUUUCGAAUUUGAUGCAUAAUAUUAUGCUCUCACUUGAUGUUCUUCCUCUGAAUGUUCCUGGAACUAGUUUCUAUAACGGAAUGAAAGCCGCGAAAGAGGUGAGACAGGAGAUUCAGUUGUUGAUAAAGGAGAAGAAAACCGCCAUGGAUAAUGGAGCUCAGAUGCAGGACAUUUUGUCUUUCAUGAUUAGCAGACCGGAUCCAAGCACUGGGAAACCAUUGUUAGAUGCGGAUGUUGCUGAUAAAGUCAUGGGUUUGCUAUCUGGUGCUUUUAACUCUCCCUCCAUUAGUAUCUCUUUCAUCAUGAAGUUUCUUGGAGAAAGACCUGAGAUUUAUGAGAAAGUUCGAUAUGAGCAAUUAGAAAUUGCAAGCUCCAAACAAGUUGGUGAGGCACUUACUUGGGAAGAUGUACAGAAGAUGAAGUAUUCAUGGAACGUAGCACUUGAAGUAAUGAGGUUAAGACCACCAAUUCGAGGUUUCUUUAGAGAAUCCUUAACAGACUUCGAGUAUGAAGGUUAUACAAUUCCUAAAGGAUGGAAGGUUUAUUGGACGGUUUGCUCCACAAAAAAGGACCCAGAGUGUUUUCCAGAACCAGAGAAGUUUGAUCCAACAAGGUACGAGAUAGAAGGUCCUCCACCAUACACCAAUGUCCCAUUUGGUAGUGGUCCUAGAACUUGUCCAGGAAAAGACUAUGCUCGUCUCCAAAUUCUCACUUUUCUCCAUCAUGUUGUCAAAAGGUUCAGUUGGGAAGUGAUGAAUUCUGACUGCAAGGUUUUGGGAGGUACUAAUCCGGUGCCGUAUGAAGGUGUUCACGUACGCCUCCAUAGCUCUUCCGUGUAGUGCCCAUUUAAUAGGACACUACAAAAUUUUAGGAUAUGUUUGGUUUAUGGAAUAAAUAGUGAAAUAGAAUAAGGAUUUUUAAAAUUUUAAUUCUUUUUUUAUUUGGUUGAAUUUUUAAAAUUUGCAUUAUCUAUUCCUAUAGAAUCUUAAUUCCUUAAAAUAAGGAAUUAUUAUUUCUUCUAAAAGGUUCAGAAUAUGUAUUUUCUAAAAUAAAAUAAUACAAAACACGCUAUUUUAUGUUC